Molecule: messenger RNA, 3176 nt
Organism: Arachis ipaensis
Lineage: Eukaryota; Viridiplantae; Streptophyta; Magnoliopsida; Fabales; Fabaceae
Source: RefSeq, a predicted model, not a curated record
UGUUGGAAGGGGAAGCUGCUUCUCUCCUCCUUCAAGGCUAUGACUUUUGCACACACAAACUCUUAUUCACUCUCUCUCUUUCUCUCUCUCUCUUGUUGGGUUGUUUUUGUAAAUUGAAGAUUACUGUCUCUCUUUAAUCUCCCCUCACAUUUUUUCAUUCAUAUCUAAUUUUUAUAAAUCUUUUUUUUGUUUGAUAUAAUUUCAUUCCAUUCUUCCUCUCACCACCACCAAGAGCAGAGCAAAAAAACACCAUCUUUUUCUCCUCUUAACCCUUUCUUCAUAUCUUUCUCACUCUUCAUCCAUCUCUCUUUCUUUCUCUCUUUCUCUCCUCUAUUCUUUUUUGUUAUUUUUUUGUGCUGCCCAGGUGGGUGAAAGAGGAACAACAAAUCUAAAAAAGCAUCUACAGAGAAAAAAAAGAGGAAAAAAAAAUCAUCAUGGGGUGCUUUCUUUGUUUUUGUUAUUAACCAUCCUUUGAUUAUUUUUUUGUUUAUUUUGGUGAUAGAUCGGCUUUGUUUCAUUUUCACCUCGACUUGUGAACUUGUUGCAUGCACUUGGUUCUUCUUUAUUGAGGAAUUCAUAUUCAUACAUUUAAACUAUAUUGAGUUUGGGAAACUUAAAUAGAUUCCCUCAAUGCAAGGACAGCGAGAUACAAUCGGUUCCUUGCCAGAAACCUUAGAAUUUGAUUGUGGAUCAACAUCGAGUGGUGCAACCACUGCCACAGUGAAUCAGCAGAUUUGCUGGAAUAAUAUGCGGAAUCCUGCAGAUAACCGAAUACCCGAGUACAUACUUCCCCCAAGUGAUGUAAACCCAUCUUAUGUGAGCCCUUUGAAUCAUGGUUGGCAGAAUUUGAGUGGAUGGAGUUUAGGUGAGCCAAGUUACAGUAAUACUCAGAAUGAGGUUAACAUUAACAAUGACCAGAGAAGGGAACUAGGAUGGCCAUCUUCUAUAAGUUUUGGUGCUCCUGCUGGUUCAAGGCAAGAAGAACGACGUGUUGAACCGACUAAUGCUGUCUCAAUGGACAAUACUAAUACUACUAUGUAUGUGCACGGUGCCAAUUCUCAUAUGAUGCCUCCGCAGAAUCUUAACUUGAAUGCAGGAAUGGGAGACAGUAGUAGUGCUAAUAGCCAUCAUGUUGAACAUGCUAACUUGCCAAAGUCUAUUGGACCGGUAAAUGAGCAUGUUCCUCCCCCGCUUAUUGGUUCUGGUCCUUUGAUGCUUCCUUCGGCAAGUAACAGCCUUUUGUUUGAGGAUACUGAUGGUAGACCAGGUUGUUCUGUCGACACUCGGCGUGUAUCUUGUAAAAGAAAGGCUGUUGAACGCAGUGUUGGACAAUGUUCUGAUGGUGGAAGUUCUAGCUACAGUCAGCCUACAGAUGGCAGUGCUUGGAACACGCUGCCUACUCAGGAUUAUGUUGGCGGUAGCCUUGGCAGAUCUGCUUCGGUGGAUAGGGUGAGUGCAAGACUCGGACUAAGUAUGGGGGAUGGCCCCUCUGAAAGCAUUCCUGAUUCGAAUGUUGCAGGAAACCCGGAAAGCUUCCAUAGGAACUUCCGGUUAAGGGUAAAUCCUUCAAGUCAACAAAGUUCCAUUCCUGUUCCUCCUCCCGCUGCAUUCUCAACGGGAAAUGUGAUUAGAACUUCUGGUAUUUCUCCGUCCGUUCCAGUGUUGCCAAGAUUUCAUCCGGCUGAUAAUUCUCUAGAUGCGAGACCAGUACCAACUGUAGAUACUAUGAUUCCUCAAAGUCAGCCCCUUCUAGUUCAUGUUCCUGCUUUACCAAGGAAUAUGCAAUCAUUUAGGUGGGGUGGCGCUUCUAGCUCAGCAAACAACCAUUCAUCAAACUCAGCUAUACCUGCGGAUAAUAGGGACAAUAACAUACCUCAUGAGGACGCAAGCUCGAGAAGUUUGCCUAGAAACCUCUUUGAACACCCGGUGUUUGCACCCGGAACCAAUUUAAGAAAUUUGGCUCGAAAUCCAACAAAUAGGGCUCCGAGUAGUGGAAAUUUAAGUAUUCCAGGAAAUGUUGCCGCUGCUUCUUCGUCGCGAUCUGGGUCACAUUCAGCUAUCAAUCCAUCAUCUGCCUCUCCAUGGGUUGCUCGUCCUAAUCCUCAGCAUUAUCCACGAAGGUUAUCUGAAUAUGUUCGCCGGUCAUUGUUUCCUCCUCCCGGCUCCGAGGCUGGUGGAAGUUCAAGCAGUAAUUAUCCUUCCGCACGUGGUCCUGACUCGAGGGCACUGCCAUCUGGGGCUCACCCGGGAACACCAUCGUGGUUGGAGAGGCCAGGAGAUCAUGAGUAUGGAAUUCCCUAUUCGAUACGGUCGUUGGCUGUUGCUGGUGAAGGAAAUAGUAGACUUGUGUCUGAGCUCCGAAAUGUGUUAGGACUUAUGCGUCGUGGUGGGAGCCUGCGAUUUGAGUUACUUUCGAUUGCGAUUAGGAUCCCAGGACUUUAGGCAUCUCAUAUUGCUCAGUUUGUCAGAGUUUUCUGCUAUCAGGAUCUUGUAAAGAAAGAAUUUAAGUAGGAAAUGAAAACAAAUAAUAUGAUUUUAUUGUUUCCAUGUAUAUACUUUCCCUUACUAAACUUCUGAAAGGACAAAAAACCAACCAGCCCUUCGGGUGUAACUAAUGUUUAGGUUAAUGUUGAAACUUGAAGCCUCAAAGAAGGCUGUGGAGUCUGCUGAGGAGUUAAGUGACUUUUUCCAUAUCCAUAGCCUUUUGAUUCCUUGCUUGUUGGUUACAUGAGCAUAAGGGGCCCAAAUAAAUUAAGAGACAUGCUACACAUACAAGUCUUUUUGACAUACAAGUUUAUACAAGUUAAUCCUAAUUCAAUAAAAUCCACUUUUAUAAUGCAAGGAAGAAGAGGAAGAGUUUUGAAUUAUAUAAAACUUAUCAAUACACAUACAUAAAAAAUUCUUAAACAAUACAAUAUAAAUGACUUGUAUAGACUUGUAUGUGUAAAUGACUUGUAUGUAGAGAAUAAUCCAUAAAUUUUCUAUAUUAUGUAUAUGAAGUGUAGAUUAUGUGAGAAAACAGAAAACCUGUAGAAGUUUCUAUAAGAAGAGUAGAACAUAUGGAUAGUAGGGCAACAUGUAGAGGAACAGGGGAGACCAAUGAAGACUAUAUAGUAUAAGAGAGAACCACCAAAAAAUAUGUUGAUUUAGAUGACUUGCUUCUAGACAUAGUAUAU